UCAAGAUACAGUUACCCACUUUCAACUAUAAUAUCUGAACCAACCAACAACACCCUCCCCCGUUUUUUCCUCUCUCCUCUUACUAUCACUAUUCACUUAUUAUUAUCAUCUUCCUCGGCCUCCUCUGUAAUCUUUGCAAUUUAUUUGGAUAGGCUGUAUGGCUGAGGAGGAGCCUAAGAAGCUGGAAUCGGAAACCCCCUCGGAGCCUCCACCUCCUGCUCCCGCAACUGAAGCUGUUGAACCUCCUAAAGAUGUGGCUGAGGAGAAAUCUGUAAUUCCUCCGCCUACGGAGGAGAAGGGCGACGACUCCAAAGUGCUUGUUGCUGUUGAAAAGGCUCCGGAAUCUGCUGAGGCUAAGAGCACCGAGGGAUCUGUGAAUCGAGGUAUUGCUUCAAAUGUUAACAUUCGCUGGAUUAUCACUCUUUUUUUCUCUCCCCUUUUAAAUAUCUGCUGUAGUCUUUUAGUUGUUGAAAUAACUAGCUUCUGUUUUGGCAUAGAUGCUGUGCUUGCUAGGGUUGAAACAGAGAAGAGGAUUUCACUUAUUAAAGCAUGGGAAGAGAGUGAAAAGAGCAAAGCAGAAAACAAAGCUCACAAAAAGCUGUCCGCCAUCGCCUCAUGGGAGAACAGCAAGAAAGCAUCUGUAGAGGCUGAGUUGAGGCAUAUUGAGGAGAAAUUGGAGAAGACGAAGGCAGAAUAUGUGGAGAAGAUGAAAAACAAAAUAGCACUAAUCCACAAGGCAGCAGAAGAGAAAAGGGCAAUGAUUGAAGCUAAACGUGGUGAAGAUCUUCUGAAGGCAGAGGAGAUUGCAGCGAAGUAUCGUGCCACUGGAACUGCUCCAAAGAAGCUACUUGGAUGUUUUUAGACGUGAAUACUCAGGUUUGAAUGAACAUUGUAUUAUUUGUGUAUUUAUAUGUGAGUUUAUUCGUUAAUUAUGUUUGUUCUGUUCAUAGAAGAGGUUGCCCAAAUGUUCAAUUAUUGCAUGCAAAUGUUGAUGCAUUCGUGUAUAUAUACCAUUUGGUAUUGUUUGGAAGCUUAACUUAUUGAAUUUGUAAAAACUGAUUGUAUGAAUCAUCUAGCUAUUAUACGAAACUUACAUAUGCUUCA
Molecule: messenger RNA, 1104 nt
Organism: Manihot esculenta (cassava)
Lineage: Eukaryota; Viridiplantae; Streptophyta; Magnoliopsida; Malpighiales; Euphorbiaceae
Product: remorin
Exons: 4
Coding region: 158-862 (234 amino acids)
Source: RefSeq, a predicted model, not a curated record